CAGGGCGAUAAGCGCUGCGGUUGAGAACGUACGGUAGGCUUUGAGUAAACGCACAAAGGUUCGCUCGCAAACGUAGAGAAACACGGCCAACACCCACACCACGCCCUUGCAAAGGAAGCUCGCCCGUGUAACGCUCAUCUGAAAAAAAAGAAAAAAAAGUGAUUUCAGCUUGAACUGGGAAGAUGCAGGCGACCACGGUAACCCGCCAAACGACGACGGUUACAUCCACCUCCGGUGUGACACGCUUCCAUUUUGUUCAAGUGAACACUACCUUCGUUUCAAGUCACGGAGGAUUGCUCACAUUUCUUGAGCUGAUCCUCGGCAUUACCGUGUUUGGCCUACUUCACAACCAUUGGGUGUCUAACGUGGUUCUCUACCUGUACCUCGUCUCGUUUGCGUACUGGCUCCCAAGCUUAUAUGUCCUUCUUUCGGGAGCCCUUUCCGCCACCGGUACCGUGCUGCCAACGACAUUGUUUUUCUUUGUGUUCCAUGCUUGUGGAUUUCUCCUCUACCUUGCUGGUGGCAUUGGUGUCCUCGUGGUAGUUGCCAAGUACCAAUGGGCCCAGGCUAUAGCCGCAGCGGUACUGGGCCUCUUUGCGUCAGUCGCUCAUCUCGUCCACGCAAUACUUUUCUACAAGUCGAACUGAAGAAAUCACCACAGCAGUAUAAUAUUUCUUGUCAUAUUUCUGGAGUCGGUGCAAGAUAGUACCUACGAGCCACCGAGUUACACACAAAGAUAAAUGUGUUGAUGUAGUCA
Messenger RNA from Ornithodoros turicata, 757 nucleotides. RefSeq lists its product as uncharacterized. The transcript has 5 exons. Gene Ontology annotation, cellular component: membrane. Lineage: Eukaryota; Metazoa; Arthropoda; Arachnida; Ixodida; Argasidae. Bases 183 to 647 code for a protein of 154 amino acids. The record is from RefSeq and is a predicted model, not a curated record.